Molecule: messenger RNA, 6664 nt
Organism: Motacilla alba alba
Lineage: Eukaryota; Metazoa; Chordata; Aves; Passeriformes; Motacillidae
Gene: SUPT7L
Product: SPT7 like, STAGA complex subunit gamma
Exons: 4
Coding region: 458-1696 (412 amino acids)
Cellular component (GO): SAGA complex
Molecular function (GO): transcription coactivator activity; protein heterodimerization activity
Source: RefSeq, a predicted model, not a curated record
GGGGCGGGCGAGGCGCGGGCCCGGGGUGCGCGGCAGCAGCGGGCCCGGGGAGGGAAAGGGGGCGAGUGGCGGGCGAAUCGAGUGCGGCCCCCGGAAUUUCUCCACGCCGCGGGUCCCGCUCAGCGAGGCCCAGGUGGGCCCACACCAGCCCUUGUUACACACAGAAACGAUUUCCGUCUCACGAGUGCGUUUGUUUCUGACCCUUCUCCCCCAGGAAAAGCCGCGAUGCGGUCUGUAAACUGCCAGAGUGGCAGCCUGAUGCCGUCGAGGACACUCCGCUGCUCAGCGAGGCACUGAGCGACAGCGUGCUCGGCAGCCGUAACUUGAGUUGGCGUCGUCCCAGCUCCUGUGUCUGUUGCUGCCCAAAGUGCUUUUCCCUGCAGCAGGGGUCCUUUGAACCCGCAGUACUUGGUAGCCUUCUUCUGGGUGCUGAACGCGACAGGUGACCUAUGCAAAAAUGCUGCGGUACUGGGGCGAGAUCCCGGUUUCCUCCAACCAGGCCAACCGCAGCUCCUUUGACCUGCUGCAGCGGGAGUUUCGUACUGUGGAAGUCCAGGAUCCUCCACUGCACCAGCCGUCUGCCAACAAGCCCCGUCCCACCACCAUGCUGGACAUCCCCUCCGAGCCCUGCAGCCUCACCAUUCACACCAUCCAGCUCAUCCAGCACAACCGGCGGCUGCGCAGCCUCAUCGCCGCGGCUCAGGCUCAAAACCAGCAGCAAGCUGAGGGCAUAAAAACCGAAGAGAAUGAACCUCUGCCAUCUUGUCCGGCCUCCCCACCUCUCCCUGAUGACCUGCUCCCUCUGGAUAGCAAAACCCCCAAAAUGCCAUUUCAGCUGAGGCACAGUGACCCAGAGAGUGAUUUCUACAGAGGAAAAGGGGAGCCAGUGACAGAGCUGAGUUGGUCUUCCUGCCGGCAGCUUCUGUACCAGUCGAUGGCCACCAUCCUGGCGCACACGGGCUUUGAGUGCGCCAACGAGAGUGUCCUGGAGACCCUGACGGACAUUGCCCACGAGUACUGCCUCAAGUUCACCAAGCUGCUGCGCUUUGCUGUGGAUCGAGAGGCUCGGCUCGGCCACACCCCUUUCCCUGAUGUCAUGGAGCAGGUCUUCCACGAAGUGGGCAUUGGCAGCGUGCUCUCACUGCAGAAGUUCUGGCAGCACCGCAUCAAGGACUAUCACAGCUACAUGCUUCAGGUUAGCAAGCAGCUCUCUGAAGAAUAUGAGAAGAUUGUCAACCCUGAAAAGGCAGCAGAAGACACAAAACCUGUGAAGAUUAAGGAGGAACCUGUUAGUGAUAUCACUUUCCCCAUAAGUGAAGAGCUGGAAGGAGAUCUGGCUUCUGGUGACCAGUCUUUGCCUGUUGGAGUUCUUGGAGGUCAAAGUGAGCGCUUCUCUGCCAACUUGGAAGUAGAAGCUUCCCCACAGACUUCAGGGGCUGAGGUGAAUGCUUCCCCACUGUGGAACUUGGCACAGGUGAAAAUGGAGCCACAGGAAAAUGAGGAGGCUAAUGUACCUGGCCAUGGGGUUCUGGGCAGUGAUGUCUUUGAGGAACCAAUGUCAGGCAUGAGUGAAGCUGGGAUGCCACAAAGCCCCAAUGGCUCUGAGAGCAGCUACGGUUCUCAUUCUGCUGACAGCCUGAUGGGGUCCUCACCUGUCUUCAACCAGCGCUGCAAGAAAAAGAUGAAGAAGAUGUGAAAAGGAACAGUCUUUUUAUUUAGUCCUGGUGGUGUGCAACAGACACUUGAAAGGAACUAGUAGAGUAUUGUGAUGAUUCCAACACAGGGCUGGCCCUGGUGUGUAAGGGACCUGCAUGAAAUGACUAUGAGAGGUUUGAUGUUUAGCUCCCCUCUUUGCUGGCUUCUGUACUCCAUCCUGAUUGAUGAGACUGAAGAUCACCCUUUACAUUUGAUGGUGGCAUGGCUUGCUUUGGCAGAUUAAUGAGGAACGUGCCGGUGAAAAGUAGUUGUGAGGAGAUUUUCUUAGUUACAGAACCAUUGAAUACUUUGGUUUGAAGGGACCUUGUGGCAUUUCUACUCCAGCCUCCUUUUCAGAUUUCAGCCAGUUAGAGCAGGUUGCUAAGGACUUUGUCCAUUUGAGUUUUGAGUAGCUACAAGGAUGGUGAUGCCAAAUCUCUCUGGGCAAUAUUUCCUGUAUUUGGCAACUAUCACAGUAAGAAAAACAAUAUAUUUGCAUCUAGUUGGAAUUUCCCAUGUUCCAGCUUGUGUUCACUGCCUCUUUUUCUGUUAUUGUUUAUCUCUGAAGAGAUAGAGUCUGACUGCCUUCUCUAACCCAGUUAUUAAGGGAUUAUACACAAUGAGAUCUCUUUUUAGUAUUUUCUCUUCUUAAAUGUGGAGAAACCAUGUUGCCUGAGCUCUCCUUACUUGUCCUGUGCUCCAGCCCCCAGACCAGCUCUGUGACCUUCCACUGAAAUUGCUGCAGUGCCCUGUAAGGGGGAGCACAAAAAUGAAUGACAUCCUCCAAACACUAUCUCGCAAACGCUGAGUAAAGAGGAACAAUAAUUUCCCUCAGAGUGCUGGCUAUCUGCUUGCUGACUGUUGUGGGCAGCAGGAGAGUCCUCAGUCAGGGUAUUUUAGUUGGAGAGCCAUCACUGAUGAUGAUGAUGAUGAUGUAGCAAAGAUGCUGUAGCAUGGUCUCACGGUGCCAUUAGCCAGCUUCCUCAGUGCCUUCACGUUCAGCCUGUUGGUUUCAGUGGGCUUAAUUCUCACUAACUCAGUCUUCCUCUGCUGUAGGCAAUGCUUUAUUCCUGUAUGCUGCUAGAAGGCUCGAGGACUUGGCAGGCCUUAAAGCAGAACUUACAGUGAAAACAGGUGAAAAAGGUGUUGUGUACAUGAGCCUGAAAAUACAAAAGCAUCCUUUGUUACCAUAUUGUUUGCAUUGUUGAACAGUAAACCAUAUUUUAUUUAACCUUCCUUUUGCUUCUAGUGUACUUAAAGAAGCCCUUCUUCUUACUUCUUACCAGUUUGAACUCCAGCUGAACUUUGGCUUUCCUAAUUUUCUCUGUGUACUUGGGCUGUGUUUCUGUAUCUCUGCUGGCCAGCCCAUCAUCACUUCCACUUCUGUGUACCUUUCAGUUUGUGUUUGAGAUUGGUCAGGAGUUCCUCAGUCAUCUGUACUGGCCUUCUGUCAUGCCUGCUGUAAUUUCUGUUUGUCAGAAAGGACUGAUUUUUUACUUUGAGAAGGCUGUCUUUGAAGAUAAAGGAGCAUACUUGGAUUUCUUUGGGUAGCCAGGACAGAAUUUCCCUUGUGAAGUUCUGCUGAGACAUUCCUUGAAUAAAACAAAAUAUGUUGACUUACAGGUACAGGACUCUGUCUUGUACACGUUUCUCAGGAUUUUAAAUGGCACAGUUCUGUUUCUUCUGCAGCCAAUACAUUCACAUUCUCCACCAAUUCUUCCUUGUUGGAAUCAAGACCAGCAGAGCUUACUCCCUAGUUGAUUACUUGAUCAUCUGUUCAUGAAAGUUGAUGUGGUUUUCUGGAGAGAAUGAAACCGCUUUUACUAAUGGUGUGAGCCUGUACUGGCAAUGCAAACUUUUCCUCUGUCAUUGGAUUGAGUGCAGCAACUUCAGGCUGGCUGAGCUUUCAUAUUUGAGGUCGUUAUCUUGACAGCUUAGUCUGAAACAGAAUCUAUUUUGCUGCUUGCUUUUAUGGCUCAGCUGACUGAUGGAAUUUUUUUUGUUCUUCACAAUCCUCAGUUGAUCAACUCGGUCUUUAACUUGAUUCAGUGUGUCUCUCUCUCAAAAGAGCUAGAAUGAACAUGAAUCAAGAAUGAACAGCCACUUAAACUGGCUUUAUACCUGUAACCCCUUGGGAUGGUUGAGGGAAAUUUACCAAACCUACCAUUUAUCUUUACAAUUGCAGGUUUAUCUUUUGAAAGAAUGAGCUUCAGGCAUAGUAUUUUUGUUUCUGUAUAACAUGCCUGGCCUUAAUUCUUUUUUCCUAACUGUAUUUCUCUUCCACUUUAUAGAAGUGGAAUCCAAACAGAAAAUUUCUCAAUGUCUAAUAAGAAUGUGUGACCAUAGGCUUUUAUGGACAAUGGUGUUAAAAUUGUCCAUCAGAGUUUUAAAGGUCUCUCCUGGGGGGUAAAUUCUCACUAUUUUAAGCCUAGUCAGUAGUGGAAGAGCAUACCAGGAAAUCUUUAUUUUGAUUCCCCCUGAGUCCCCAUUAGCCAGGCUGCAAUGUCCCUGUUUUCUCAGCUGUAAAAAAGAAUAGUAAUAUUUGCCUUUGAGAAGUGUGUUUGAGAUCUAGUUACUCUGCAAGAAAAAGGCGCAGUAAUCAUUCAGAGAGUUUUGUGAGAGCUGCAAGCUUUUACUCCACUUCAGUUGGACUGUUGCUGGCUGGAGAAUGCUUAGAUGGUCACUGAAAUGUCCUAUAUGACACAGAUUUUAAGCAAAACUGCUGAUCACAAAGACCAACACGACUCUGCUGUUCAGCUGUCCAGGUAUAAGGAAGGCAUUUGGGGUGGUACCUUCUCGCUCAGCUUUAGAUGUCUGCAUCUAAACUUGUUCCUUUGGACCACACUUGCAGAUGAAUAGAAAUAAUCAUUCUUAGGUCACUGUCCUUUUGGCCUUGAGGUAGAAGUAUAAAGCAGGUUGAAUGAAUGGCAUUUUUAGAAAGGUCUAUUUUUACUUUGUGUGCCCAUGAAGUGAGUUCAGCUUGACUGCCUCAGCUGAAGACAUCCACACUGUCAGUGUAUGAGUUAAGUGAUGUGACUUAAGCCUUUCCUGGAUGGGAAUCAGAGACGUCCUCCUGCUGGGCCAGUGCUUUUUCUUUUCUGCACAUUUACUAGAGCUUGCAGUUCAAAUGGUAGUACAGGGCUAAGAGCAGGCUGCCCAUCUCAGCUAAACCAGCAGAUCCAGCAUUUCCCACAACACACAGAAUGUGCCAGGAUGGGGCCUUGAGGCUCAGUCUGAUUUGCCCCUUGAGUCUUUGACACUGUGUGAGAACACCUGUCAUUGGGCCUUUCUCUAUAGGUGCUUUGCAAACUGGUUCUUGUAGUAGUGUUCUUGCAGCCAGGGUACUUAUGCAAAGUCCAUUGCACUAUUUUCAGGAGCCAAAUGACAAGAGUGACUGCUGCCAGCAUCACUUGCUCAUUUGCAAGGUUUCAAGUGGGCUAAAAAUGAAAAUCUAGUGUCCUCUAGGGCUUUGGUUAAACCUCAUAAGUGUUAAUCUUAAGUGUUUUCUCUGUAUUGUUCACGUGCAGAUGUUCUGUCUUUAUUUUUUGGUGAUUUUUUUAAAUUUCACAUUCCUUUUCCAUACCCAGUUCACCCUAUAACACACACUCUUCAACAAGCCAAGCCUGAGUGCUUCAAGUGUAUUUAAAUGCAGUGCAUAGUCACUGUCUUUUGAGCCAGCUGUGUUGUUGCAGUGUAAGGGAGAAGUGCUAUUGAUUCUCUUUGGGAUGCGUGUUCAUGCAGAGGUGAGAAACCCAUCAGCAUCGCCUGUACACUUAAAAAUGAAGGCAGAGUAAGAGCUGUACCUCCUGUUGCCCCACUGUGCUAAGGGUUGCAGCUGACUUUUGUGUGCUUGAUGUUUCCUUUUAUGCAUGUGGAAGCUUUACCUUCUGGGUGAGCCCUUCGCCUCUGAACAUUUAUGGUUCUUAUAUUUGCCGUGGUGUUCAUCAUGCAUGAAAUAGUGAAAUUAAAAACUAGCUCACAAAGUCAGACACAGACUAUAUGCUCUUUUGAUGAAUCAGAUAAGAUUUUGCUAGGUGUUAAUGCAGCCUUGGGCAACUAGUGAGGUGUGUUCAUUGACCAUGUUAUCCCCAAAUUUCAAACCACGGUGAGAUUAUGCAGUGGGUUGGAAUGAAGCUCUGCUCUCACAGUUGCUGUUUCUUGCUGAUGGCUGGUGAAGCACUCUGCUGACCCACCUGCUUCAACAGUCUGCAGUUUUUACAGUUCUUUCAUCUUUCUCCUUUUCUUUCCAAAAGUGGGUGGAUGAAAAAUGGGAGCAGUGAGUAUUGACCAUGUCCAUAUCCAGUAGCAUUGAUGUCUUACAUUGAUUUAUUUUGCCAUGAUUGAAAUUGGUAGGAACGUUGAUAUCAAUUUGGAGAGCAAGAUCUGUAAAUUACUUGGCUUUUGAAGUGUUUUGCAUAGGAAUCAUACAGGAUUGUAGUUGAGAGAGUGCUGUGUAUCAUAUUCCUUUUCCCCUCUAGCAAUACUUUUUUUAUUCCUUUUGAAGAGUUUUGCCUGGUAUCCAGUAAAGUUCGCUGUAUAAAUGGCAGUGUAACAACUUAUGUGUACAGCUUUAUGUCAGACUACACUACCUAGUGAUUUAAUUCCAAGGCUGUCCAUGAUAAUUUGAAUAUGCAUAAUGCUGUGCAGAAAAAGAGAUGUUUCCUGCAUAGAAAUGUACAAUUUAAAAAGAAAACAGGAAAACAAGAUUAGGUAGGGUAGGUGAGGCCAAUCUGAUUAUGUGCUCAGUUCUGAGACUAAUGCACAUGUUAUGUGUGAAGGAUGUUUUACUUAAAAUGUUUUUGUACAUGCAUGUGAAAGAAAUCUGUAACUUUGCUUUGUGUUUGUAUGGAACAAAAUUACUUGGAAAUAUUUCAGGGUUGGGUUUUUUUUCCCCCUUGCUCUCCUGGAGAGAGUUGCUUUGUAAUUUCUAAGAAAAUAAAUAAAAAGAUUCAGAAAUAAAAAUUCGAAA